Mesocestoides corti is the source of this 510-nucleotide messenger RNA. NCBI's taxonomy places the organism in Eukaryota, Metazoa, Platyhelminthes, Cestoda, Cyclophyllidea, Mesocestoididae. The record is from the annotation of a GenBank genome assembly.
AUGAGUAAAUCGUCAAGGUCUUCAAAAAGUGAUCAAAAGAAGGCAACUGAGCCUCAUGAUGAGAGACUUGAAGAAUAUAGGGAAUCAUUUAACUUAUUUGACAAGGAUGGCAACGGAAAAAUAUCAAUACUGGAACUUAAGUCCGUUAUGAAUUCUCUUGGUCAGAAAGUCUCGAGCAAAGAAGUUGCACAAAUGAUUAAAGAGAUCGAUCUCAACAAUGACGGUGAGGUUGAUUUUGACGAAUUUGUUAAAAUGAUGAGGAAGUCGAAACCAAUGUCUGAUAAGGAAAAACUUAGAGAGGCAUUCAGCGUUUUUGAUCGAGAUGGUAAUGGAUAUAUCUCUCGCUCUGAAAUGAAACAGGUUAUGCGCAAUCUUGGAGAAAAUCUCACUGACGAGGAAAUCCAGGAUAUGAUAAAUGUUGCAGAUUCUGAUGGUGACGGUCAAGUCAGCUUCGAAGCCGCGCCUCUGGAAUCAGCCAACCUUUCCGCCUCUAAAUUACUCACCCAGUGA